AAAGCCCGCUGGAUCCUCCACUGACCUGCUGUUCUUUCCUGCUUUCCUCUUGCAUUUUUUUUCCACAUUUAGAUUAAAAACAAAGCUCUCACUCUCUCUCUCUCUCUCACUCUCACUCCCUUCUCCCUUCCCCUCCUCCUCCUCUUUCUUCUUCUUCUUAUCCUCCUUCUUCUUUUCUGCGGCAGCAGUCAAGGCAGAGGCUUCAGUGUGUCAGAGAGAGGGUGAAGAGGAGGGAAAAGAAGAGAAGAAGACUAUUUGAUCGAGCUGAGUGUUUGUUUAUGUUUGUAUGUUUCACCAUUGGACGGCUGGGUGAAGGGGCAGGAGGAGAAGAGGGGAGAAGAGUAGGAGAAGUGGAAGAGGGGAGCUUGUCUGGAUAAAAUUCUGUGUGUCAUGUCACUACGUGUGGACCCUGACUGAUCACAGGGUGAGGAAAAGGCUGAGAGACACUGAGGAGGAGAAACUGAGACUUUCACUGUGGAAAGAACAAGAAAGAAGAGGAGAAGGUAAAGUCUGGUGCUCCGUUUUGUCAGGAUAUUGUUGGACGAAGGAAUUGACAGACUUCUUCAGUUGUGCGUCAAGAGGAAUUUUCAAUAAAAGAUAGAGAGGGAGCAAAGAGGGAAGAGUAAAGACUGCUGCGUUCAACCCUGCUAAGGAGCAGGAACUGGACUUACUGACUGGUGAGAGUGUGGGGGUUUGUGUGUGCGUGUGUGUGUGGCUGUGUAACCGGUGGAGGGCAGAGGAGUGGAGGGCCAGGGGACUAACCUGGCCAUCAAACGGACUGGCAGCCUCUCCUCUCCUGGGAUCAUGUACCCUCAGGGCAGGCAUCCGGUCCCCUUGCAACCUGGCCAGUCUUUCAAGUUCACAGUCCUGGAAACUCUGGACCGUAUCAAGGAGGAAUUCCAAUUCCUCCAGGCUCAGUAUCACAGCCUGAAGCUAGAGUGUGAGAAGCUGGCCAGUGAGAAGACUGAGAUGCAGAGGCACUACAUCAUGUACUAUGAAAUGUCCUACGGUCUCAACAUUGAGAUGCACAAACAGGCGGAGAUUGUCAAGCGUCUCAGUGCCAUCUGUGCUCAGAUCAUCCCUUUCCUCUCUCAAGAGCACCAGCAACAGGUGGUCCAAGCUGUGGAGAGGGCCAAACAGGUCACUAUGGCUGAACUCAACGCUAUCAUCGGGCAGCAGCAGCUCCAGCACCUGUCUCACCACGCCCCUGGCAUCCCCCUGACGCCACACCCAUCAGGGCUGUCCCUGGGCGCGGGGAGCUCAGGACUUCUGGCACUGACAGGGGCCUUGGGGGUCUCAGCCCACCUUGCCUCCAAAGAUGAGCGCAACCAUCUGGACCCUGAACAUCUCAGAGAGGGAGCACCCAGCAGGAGUAAGUCGGUGUCCUCCACAGACAGCCAGCCCAAUGAAGAGCGCCAAGGCCCAUCAGGAGGUUACGCCUCCUCACAGGGAGGAGCUGAGGCCAAGAGGAGGCGCUGUGAUGACAAAGAGUCUCUCCCACCACAUUCCUACGACAGUGAUGGAGACAAGAGUGAAGACAAUCUUGUUGUGGAUGUCUCCAAUGAGGAGCCAAACUCUCCUGCUGGCAGCCCUCCCCAUUCACCCCAUGGGAACGGGUUAGAUCGGGCCCCUACUCUAAGGAAAGAGCUUCCAGGGUCCUCAAGCACAGGAGAGGCUCCCUCUACGCCAAACCCUCGCAGCCCAACCACAGGGAAGGCCAAGGACCCUGGACAGAUGGAUAAGUCCCAGUCCCCGUUAUCAAAGUCUGGCACCCCAUCUCCAUCCCACCGCGAGGCCCUUACCCCGGGAGCACCAGGGGCCCCGGGGGCUCCUGGUCCCAGCACCUCCUGCCUUCGCCUAGUCAGCAAAGCAGCAACCAGUGCAGAUCCCCUUGCUCUCCGCAGUCCCAUGUCUGUGCCCCCCGGUUCAUACCCGGCUCAUUUUGGCGUGGUGUCCCACGCAGGACUGAAUGGGGAGCUGGCCAGCCCAGGAGGUUUUGGAGGGGCUCUAACUCUCUCCCCGCAAAUCAGCGCAGCGGCCAGCGCCUACUCCAGAAGCCCCAUGGUGGCGUAUGACUCUCGGUCUCACCUAAGGGCCCCAGGGCUGCCCUCCUCUCUUCCUGGUUCUUCUGGUGGCAAACCCGCCUACUCGUUCCAUGUGAGCGCAGACGGCCAGAUGCAGCCAGUGCCCUUUCCUCCCGAUGCUCUGCUGGGUCCGGGAAUCCCUCGUCACGCCCGUCAAAUCCACACCCUGAACCACGGAGAGGUGGUGUGCGCUGUCACCAUCAGCACCUCCACACGUCAUGUCUACACCGGAGGGAAGGGCUGCGUCAAGGUGUGGGACAUCAGCCAACCAGGAAGCAAGAACCCCAUGGCCCAGCUGGACUGUCUAAACAGGGAUAACUACAUCCGCUCCUGUAAAAUCCUCCCAGAUGGGCGAACCUUGAUUGUUGGAGGAGAGGCCAGCACGUUGUCAAUCUGGGAUUUGGCCACGCCAACUCCCCGCAUCAAGGCGGAGCUGACGUCGUCUGCUCCCGCCUGCUACGCUCUGGCCAUCUCCCCUGACAACAAGGUCUGCUUUUCCUGCUGUAGUGACGGCAACAUCGUUGUCUGGGACCUCCACAACCAGACGCUGGUCAGGCAGUUCCAGGGCCACACAGACGGCGCAAGCUGCAUCGAUAUUUCCAACGACGGCACCAAGCUUUGGACAGGAGGGCUGGACAACACAGUCCGCUGCUGGGACCUCCGAGAGGGACGCCAGCUGCAGCAGCACGACUUCACCUCACAGAUCUUCUCUCUGGGCUACUGUCCGACAGGCGAGUGGUUGGCUGUGGGAAUGGAGAGCAGUAACGUAGAAGUCCUACAUGUCUCCAAACCUGACAAGUAUCAGCUGCACCUCCACGAGAGCUGCGUUCUCUCCCUCAAGUUCGCCUACUGCGGAAAGUGGUUCGUGAGUACAGGAAAAGACAAUCUGUUGAAUGCAUGGAGGACACCUUAUGGAGCUAGUAUUUUCCAGUCCAAGGAGUCUUCAUCUGUGCUGAGCUGUGAUGUCUCCCCAGACGACAAGUACAUAGUAACUGGCUCUGGGGACAAGAAGGCCACGGUGUACGAGGUGGUGUACUGAGGGCCGGGACAAGAUGGGAAGAGACAAGGUGGAGAUUUUAGGGGCGGGCAACUCUGACAACCACUCCUGAUCCUCAUUACAUCAGCAACGGCAGCACCUCCGUCUCAGUCCUCUCGAGUCCUUCUGAUUAUUACCCCUAAAACAUCACUCCCUCUCCCCCUUUUUUUGCUGUGAUAUAAGCUACUGUGGAAGCUCCCAAAUGCUAUCUCCCCUCCUCCCCCUUCCACUUUUAGCCCGAGGAUGAGGCAUGAUAGCAGAGAGAGAGGCAGAAUGGGAAGCAGCAAGAUAAGAAGGACAAAGGAAAAGGGUGGUGAAGCAUAAAGAUAAAGUUUGGAGGAGAAGGAGGGAAAGAUGAGGAGAGGAGAGAGUAAGUGCGGAAGGAAGAAAUGAAAGAGAGGAAAAGGACGAUGAGGAGGAGGAGGGAGGGGAGGCAGGGUAAUUAGGGCUGUUUCCUGAUUAAGAGCUCAGUGGAAGGGAGGCCCCCAGAGGAGGCGCGGAGCGGCACUGUGGGAGCGCCAGCCAGGAGCACUGAUACCACACAAUCGAUUCAUUAGCCAGACAGUGGAAGCCUUAAUGAGGCUGACGCCGCAGUUCGAUCUCCCCAGCGAGAGGUGUCAGGAGCUGGGGAAUGAUGACGCUUGGAGAUGGAAAGGGGGGGCUGCUUCAGAUAUCCACAUACACUGACGUGAAACAUAGACUUGCUCACACACACACACACAAGGUACAUGGCAUCGGGCUAGAAUAUACACACACUCAGUUACACCCCCUUGAGGUAAUUGU
This is a messenger RNA of Archocentrus centrarchus (flier cichlid), 3903 nucleotides long. It is a transcript of the gene tle2b, whose product is annotated as TLE family member 2, transcriptional corepressor b. Gene Ontology annotation, cellular component: nucleus; transcription regulator complex. The coding region runs from base 805 to 3123 and encodes 772 amino acids. The record is from RefSeq and is a predicted model, not a curated record. The transcript has 20 exons. Lineage: Eukaryota; Metazoa; Chordata; Actinopteri; Cichliformes; Cichlidae. Gene Ontology annotation, biological process: negative regulation of canonical Wnt signaling pathway; regulation of DNA-templated transcription. Gene Ontology annotation, molecular function: transcription corepressor activity; protein binding.